AUGGCAUCUUCAUCAUCAUUCCCAACACUUUCAUUACCAAACGGUAAAAUUCCACAAAUUGCAUAUGGAACUGGUACGGCAUGGUAUCGUGGUAGCAAUGAUACGCCUUUUGAUCAAAAACUCGUUGAUAGUAUACUUGAAGCAAUGAAUUUGGGCUAUACCCAUCUCGAUUGCGCUGAGAUGUAUGGAACUGAAAAAGAUGUCGGCGUUGCAAUUAAACAAUAUCUGAACGAAACUGGUAAAGAUCGUUCUUCGAUAUUUGUUACAACAAAAGUUUAUAGGACCUUAAACGACAUUGAACGUGCGUUACACGAUUCAUUGGAACGUUUACAGUUGGACUAUGUUGAUUUAUAUUUGAUUCAUGCACCAUUCAGUAUGAAAAAUGGACAGGCUGGCAUAACAUUAAAAGAAGCAUGGAAUAAAAUGGAAAAAUUUGUUGAUGAGAAGAAAGUCAGAAAUAUUGGUGUAUCAAAUUUUCGUGUUGAUGAUUUAAAAGAAUUAUUUGCUUUAACACCGAAAAUAAAACCGUGUGUUAAUCAAAUUGAAUAUCAUCCGUAUGUGAAUGCAGCCAGUAAAGAACUGUUGGCUUAUUGCAGACAAAACAAUAUUUUAAUUGAGAGUUACUCACCACUCGCUUCCAUUGUUCAUAAGAAAGAUGGACCAAUUGAUGCGAUAGUUGAGGCAUUGGCUGUUAAAUAUGGUAAAAGUCAUAUACACAUAUUGUUAAAAUGGAAUAUGCAAAAAGGCCAUGUAAUAGUAACAACGUCUAGUAAAGGUGAUCGUCUUAAAUCUUAUCUACAAGCUGGUGAUGCUGAUUGGAAGCUAACCGAUGACGAAAUCAAACAAAUUGAUGAUGCUGGUGCGAAAUUACAUUACAGAAAAUUUUGGACAAAAGAAUUUGAUGGUUGA
Molecule: messenger RNA, 909 nt
Organism: Didymodactylos carnosus
Lineage: Eukaryota; Metazoa; Rotifera; Eurotatoria; Philodinida; Philodinidae
Source: the annotation of a GenBank genome assembly